GUUUUACUAAUCGGACUAAGCAAUCUUGCCCCUGUGCCCUCUUUAAGUUUAUUUUACUGUCUAUGCUCUUUACUGGUUAUCUGUAGGAACAGGCGAGAUGCGGGGUCCAGUGCGCUGGGUUCUGUGGGAUGUGAAGGACACACUGCUCAAGGUGCGCCGCUCAGUUGGGGAACAGUACUGCAGUGAGGCGUCACGUCUCAGUCUGGAGCUGCCGCCCUUACAAGUGGAAGCCGCCUUCAAACACGCUUACCGCCGUCAGGCCAAACUCUACCCCAAUUACGGCAUCGCACAGGGCCUGGGGGGGCACCGCUGGUGGGUGGCCGUCGUGAAGGACACUUUCCGCCAGUGUGGGGUGCAGGACUCAGCCAUGUUGGAUAAGCUCUCCUUCAACCUCUACCAUAAUUUCAAAAAUGCGGAGAACUGGGAGGUGUUUCCAGACUCGGCUCGUACACUACAGAGCUGCAUCGCCAUGGGCCUGAAGCUCGGUGUGGUAUCCAACUUUGACAACCGUCUGGAGGGCAUCUUGCACGGCUGUGGGCUUCUUCCCCAUUUCAGCUUCCUGCUGACCUCGGAAGGGGCCAAAGUGGCCAAGCCUGACGCAGGCAUCUUCCACCAGGCCCUGCAACGCUGUGGGGACCCAGCCUCCAGCGUGGCUCACGUCGGAGACCACUACGUCAACGAUUACCUCACUGCACGUUCGCUGGGCAUGCGUGGGUAUCUGCUGGACAGGGAUAGUGGCACACAGCACCCAGAUGUUCCACCUCACCACAGGCUCAGCAGCCUAGAUGAGCUGCCAGCCCUGUUGGAGAAAAUUGCAGAGCGGUAGCCUAUUAUAGGUCUCUUUCAUUUUUAUCCAGGACUGGACAGGCACUGUGCUAUGAAGAGAUUUAUAGGCCCAUAAUUUUGCACUGAUUUUCAAUUACGCACCUUUUUACCUCAAUGACUGAUAGGGGUAAAGAUGAGAUAAUGACACUCAGAUGUAAUUUAUAGCUAAUGAAGUCACUAAAACCACUCAUUUAUCUUUAUCUCUAGCUUGUCAGAUUUCGAGAGAAUGAGUUUUGGAUGGUUUUACACAUACCGGUAAUCAUGUUCCCUGGUAGCCUGGAAGCCAGCCUAAAUUUACCCCACCCACACAAUUUGAGUUCGAGAAAGAACUCGAGUUUACUACGCCAGGCUAUAGUUUCCUGGAGAUGUUGCUGUAGGACCAGAGGCUAUUUUCUACUGAUGAAAUGGUAGAUGUUGGUACUGUAGAUAAUGUGCCUGCCGGUAUGUAUGCUGGCAUUAUUACACCUUUGUGGUGCAAAUCUACUUUUGUGUAAAUCUACUCAUUGUGUUUUAUUGUGAUCCACUUGUCAAUGGUGUGGUCCAUGAGCACAGUGGAGCUGUCCGUUGCAGUUUCUUGUUCAUCCACAGGAUGGUGUGAAUUGCCUUUCCUCUCACAGCUUCUAUUAUGUGAUCAAUAUUUUUUACAAUUCCAAUAUUGUUUCAUUAAUUAUUUGUGAGAGUAUCCUGGUUAAUCGUGCAGUUCAUCAGUCUUUUAGGGAAAUAAUGACACUUUAAAUCCUUUUAAAUCAGUAUUUUUGAUUAAUCAGCUGACAAUAGAAUAAUAAAAAGGUACAUCAUUAUUUUAAUAAAUGCUAUUUUAAUGAC
Messenger RNA from Alosa alosa (allis shad), 1650 nucleotides. It is a transcript of the gene hdhd3, whose product is annotated as haloacid dehalogenase-like hydrolase domain containing 3. NCBI's taxonomy places the organism in Eukaryota, Metazoa, Chordata, Actinopteri, Clupeiformes, Clupeidae. The record is from RefSeq and is a predicted model, not a curated record. The transcript has 3 exons. Bases 98 to 826 code for a protein of 242 amino acids.